AUGUUUUCUGUACUUCAUUCGGUUAAUCUGUUCCCAAUCAAGAAAACGGCAGUGGAUUCAAAACCCACCAACAAAAAUCAACUAUAUCUCCGACCCAUUUCCUCAGUUGCACCUUCUUGUGUAAACCCAUCUGGGUCCAACCCAGAUACUGAUUUAUCUCCUGAAACCUUAAAGAACUCCACAGAUAGUACGCCAAAUCAAUUUUUUUUACCUAUAUUGUCACGACGAGUUACUGUUCCUGGUUAUGAGAAUGUGAAUUUACAUGAAAAAACAGAAGCUUGGUUUAAUCUUCUUAGAACCCAUGGAGUUACGAAUUAUCAAAUUUCCAAGGUUUUGAGGUUACACCCAGCACUGCUUGUGGCCGAUCUUGAGAAAGACAUUUUGCCCAAACUGGAGUUUUUUAAGUAUAUUGGCGUUUCAGAAAGGGUCCUUACAAGGUUGAUUACUAUAGAUCCAAAACUAUUGACUAGAAGCUUAGAGAAUCGAAUCAUACCGUACUAUGAUUUCCUCAAGAGUAUUCUUAAAACAGAUAAGAAGGUGGUUGCUGCUAUAAAGAAAGCUCCAUGGAUUUUUACAGCUCAUCAUACAACAAAUCUUGUUCCUAAUAUUGCUUUCUUGAGGGAAGUUGGAGUGGAAGAAUCGAGGAUUGAUCACGCAUUGCUACAUUACACUGAUGCUAUGAUACAGAAUCAUAGGCAGUUUAAGGAAGUAGUUAAUCAGGUUAAGGAAAUGGGAUUUGAUAUGUCGACAUGGGCUUUUCUCAAAGCGAUACAUGGCCUUUCAGGGAGAGGUAUGAGAUCCCUUUGGGACAGGUGCUAUGCAGCAUACAGGAAGUGGGGUUGGUCUGAGGAUGAUAUACGCUCGGCAUACUUAAAGGACCCAUAUUGUAUGCACGUGUCUGAGAAUAAGAUUGCAAGGGUAAUUGAAUUCUUAACGAACAAGAUGGGGUGGCCUUUGAAUGCCCUUGCUAGAUACCCCUUACUUCUGACGUUUAGCUUGGAAAACAGGACUAUGCCACGAUUUGCGGUUAUUAAAGUCUUGCUAUCGAAGGGCUUGCUGAAGGAAGAUAUGAGCUGGCAUUCAGUAAGUUCAGGAUCUGAGGAGUCUUUCUUGGAGAAGUAUGUGACUAAAUACGAGAAGGAAGUUCCUGAACUUAUGAGCGUGUACCUUGGAGAGGUGGAUAUUUGGGAGUCAGAAACUGAAAAUGUUAAUAUGGGUAUAGGUUUGGAAGGGGAAACAACUGAUAAGGUUGGUUAUCUGAAAGCGUUCUGGGUCAAGGAUUUUGUUGAUAUGGAUUCAACUCCCAUGAAGGAAGCAUGA
Molecule: messenger RNA, 1320 nt
Organism: Rhododendron vialii
Lineage: Eukaryota; Viridiplantae; Streptophyta; Magnoliopsida; Ericales; Ericaceae
Product: transcription termination factor MTERF6, chloroplastic/mitochondrial-like
Exons: 2
Coding region: 1-1320 (439 amino acids)
Biological process (GO): chloroplast organization; regulation of DNA-templated transcription
Cellular component (GO): chloroplast
Molecular function (GO): double-stranded DNA binding
Source: RefSeq, a predicted model, not a curated record